This is a messenger RNA of Jatropha curcas, 1326 nucleotides long. Its product is annotated as leukocyte immunoglobulin-like receptor family A protein. The record is from RefSeq and is a predicted model, not a curated record. Lineage: Eukaryota; Viridiplantae; Streptophyta; Magnoliopsida; Malpighiales; Euphorbiaceae.
AUCGCUAGCAUUAAUAAAAAUGUCAAGGGAAGAUUUUUUAUUUUGGCUAUUCACCUUUAUUUUUUAAUAAAAAUAAUUAUUUUCUAUAAAAAAAAUCAUUAUGCAUCAAUUUUACUAUUGAGUGGAUAAUUUCUCAUUGUUCUAUAUAAAUUUUAUAAUUUCUUGUUCUUUAAUAAUUUCUUUUUCUUUAAACGAAGUUUUCAUAUUUUAUGGGGACGCCGAGUAAGAAUUUCAUUUAGAAUAUUAAUUUCUUCGAAACCCCUUUCCAGGAAGAUUUGAAGAGACGAGUUUUUUCUUUCAGCUUUCGACUAGAAGUUUCAACAACGAUGUAUCAUCCAACCAGAGGUGGCGUCCGCGGCGGCCGAGAUCAAUUUAGUUGGGAUGAUGUUAAGGUUGAUAAACAUCGCGAGAAUUAUCUUGGUCAUAGUAUUAAGGCCCCAGUUGGAAGAUGGCAGAAAGGUAAAGAUUUACACUGGUACGCCAGGGAUAAAAAAUCUGGGAGUUCAAAUACAGAUGCUUUAAAAGAAGAGAUAAAAAGAAUUAAGGAAGAAGAGGAGCAGGCCAUGAGGGAGGCGCUUGGGUUAGCUCCAAAGCGUGCUAGUCGGCCUCAGGGAAGUCGGCUUGAUAAACAUGAGUUCUCAGAACUUGUGAAACGAGGCUCUACAGCAGAAGAUGUGGGAGCGGGGCAUGCAGAAGCUGCACGUGUUGAUGGUCUUGGUUUCUCAAGAGCGCCCCGUCCCUGGGAAGACCCAACUACUCUUCCUUCUAAUCAAAAAGAAGUUCUACCUGAGCCAGUGAAGGAGGUUGUGCCUGAUUCAUCAGCAAGGAAAUCUGAAGAAGAUGAAUCAGAGGGUGAAAGCAGCCGAAAGAAGAGGAAGCACGAGGAGAAAAAACUUGAGGAGAAGAAACAUGAGAAACGUGAAAGGCGUGAGAAACGGCGUUCUCAUGAUACAGAUGACAGAAAGAAACACAAGAAACACAGCAAGAGAAGACACGACUCUGACUCUGACUGAACGAACGAAGUUGUAUUUUAUCACGUACAUUUGAUUAUAUAUUUCUCCCCUUUGUAGAAAGUGGAAUGUCUGGGAUUUAACAUGGUGUAAGAUUUUCAGUUAUGAUAUUGUUUUGUGAUUAGCCAUUUGCUGGCCUGUGAAUUUUCCAUGUAAAACCCUAAUGGAGACAAGAAAUCAGUAGGGUCAAUUUGGUAUUGAAUGGCACGUUUAAAGGAUAACACUGCGAGAUAGGUCCUGGGCAGGAGGACGAUAUGUAGUUGCAGUUGUAUAACUUGUUAAAACCAAAAGAAAGGAAAACCCCCCAGUUAUUAUC